AUGGACUAUUCGGCAUGCGUUUCUCAUCUGCACGAUCAGGAGAAGAACCGCGACGAAGGGGCCAGAGAUGAUGUUUCAUCUGCAGUAGAGGUGGUGGCUCGCAACUUUUUCCCCCUCACGCCUGAUCCCAAGGGUUUCUCGGACGCGAAGGUACUGAAGAAAGAGGCCUCGGAAGGUGAAGAAGAGGAAGAGAGAUGCAGUGGCGUUUCCACAGAGUUGACGCUGCUCUACGACCCUUAUAAGAUAAAGAAAAAGCUUGCGAAGGGCGAUCUCGGCCACCUGUCGAGGCUGUUGAUACCGCGGCCGGGCGUUUUGAGGCACGUGCUCCCGUCGAUGAGCAAAGAGAGAGUGGAGCGAGUCAAGAGCGAGAAGGGUGACAAAGUCGUCGUGUGGGACCCGGACACGCGCUCCGAGCAUCGACUGGUGUUUAUUUACUGGAAAUCGUCGAAAUCGUAUGUGCUGAAGGGGGGUUGGAAGAAGGAGUUCGUGGAGCGGAAGGGGUUGGCGGACGGCGAUGAGAUCGGGAUAUACUGGGAUCCUAUUGCAAGCAGUUUCGUUUUCGGUCUUCUCUGCAAGGCGAAUUAG
This is a messenger RNA of Rhodamnia argentea, 585 nucleotides long. RefSeq names its product B3 domain-containing protein At2g33720-like. The transcript has a single exon. Lineage: Eukaryota; Viridiplantae; Streptophyta; Magnoliopsida; Myrtales; Myrtaceae. Bases 1 to 585 code for a protein of 194 amino acids. The record is from RefSeq and is a predicted model, not a curated record. Gene Ontology annotation, molecular function: DNA binding.